AGUCUGGCAACACUGGCAUAUCAAAACACGCUCGACACACGUGCGAUUUGUGCGUUUGAGUAAAAUAUAAAAAUUAAUGAUUUUAGACGCAUUUCAUAAUGAAAGAAAACACACCCGAUAAACCCGACGGCACGGCACUGGUGCACAAUGUACGUUUCUACACAAUAAAGCCCAGGGCCAUUGUGUGUCUGGCUUACUCCAAAGUGCUCAAAUGCCUGGCGCUCAGCCGUGAGGAUGGAUCGAUUGAGUUGUGGGACAUGAACUAUGCCCCAUAUUUGGAUCGUGUGAUACAACUGACUUCGGAGGCGCAAGUGGAGUGUUUGGCGUGGGCGGGAAAAAGACUUUUCUCUGUGGAUUUAAAUGGAAAACUCAUCGAAUGGGAUUUGAACAAGCUGCAGCCACGCUACGAACAAUCACCGACGGGGAAUGCUCUGUGGUGCCUGGAUGUGAAUAGUGCCGAGACUGAGCUGGCCGUUGGCUCCGAGGAGGGACACAUAAAUAUAAUGAGCAUUGAGCAUGACGAGAUCAGCUACAAAAUGCUCUUCAAUAAGCAGGACGGGCGUGUUCUCUGCUGCAAGUUUGAUAAGCCGGGCAAGCGACUCGUGACGGGGUCAAUGGGUGCCGUGCGCAUCUGGAGUGUGGCCAGGGGCAAUACACUGCACACAAUGACUCUCUCCUCCAAGGAAGUAAUCGUCUAUUCUCUGCAAGUGCUCAGCGAUAAUACGAUUAUUGCGGGUGAUUCGGCGGGUUUUGUGACCGUGUGGGAUGCCUCAAAUGCCGCACAGCUGGAGACAUGUAAGGUGCUCGAUAAGAGUGUAUUCGCGCUGGCGCUCAACGAGCAGGAGGAUCGGCUGGUGUGCAGCGGUUUGGAGCCACCUUUGAUACGUGUCCUCAGCAAGACACAAAUCAAGCGCGACGAUUCGGUUUGCGAGCGUUGGAUCAAGUUUCUGCAGCGCGAUGCGCACAGACAUUACGUCAAGGCACUCGUCAUGAUCAAUGAUCGCAUCGUUUCUGGCGGCGAAGAUGGCAUCCUGUGCAUCUCAUCGAGCAACAAGGCGCGAGCUUAUGUCGCCAGAUAUGCACCGUUUAUACGUGGACCUUGCGCUAGUUUGGCAAACAAAGCGAAUCUGUUGCUGCUACGCUAUCCGCAGAGUUUACAUUUGUGGCGCUUGGGCUUGCCACGUCCUGACGAGCAUCAAAACUCGAAGCUGGGCGCCUGUGUGGAACUGCAACUGGGGCAGACACCAGAAAAGCUGUUGCAGUUGAAUGUGGGCGACAGCAAAUUUAUACAAGCUGCUGCCAUUUCGCAGGAUAACGCCUGGAUAUGUUAUUCAACUGGCAGCGAGCUGCGCUUAAGUCACCUGCAACUCGAGCCGAAGCUGAGCGUGCAGCGUUUAACAGAGGAUUUGCCAGCAGAACUGGAGGGGGCAGCCAUCUUUAUAGCCUUUGCCAAGUCGGAUCAAUUGUUUAUUCUCCAUGCGGCAAGUUGUCAGCUACGCUGUUUUAGCUUGCAGCAGAGGCAAGUGGAGUUUCUCUACAGCAUUGACCUGAGCACGGAGCUGAAGUCGCCCAUUAGCCACGUGGAGCUGUCGUCGUGUGGCAAAUAUCUUGUGGUUGCCACCACAAAUCAUUUAAUUGCCGUUUGGCAGCUGCGUGGCAAGUCGAAGCAAUCGAGGCAUUUGUUGAACUUGCCACGCUAUAAAGCUGGCACCACAGCACUGGCUCUGGGCGAGAAUAGUCCACGUUUGGUGGUUGCUUAUACCGAUGGUCGGAUUGUGGACUAUGAUCUGGUCGAGCGUCGUUUUGUGUGCGAAACCGAUCAACACUUUAUGCCCAAUGCGGACUUGCAUUGCAUUAAGGGCAUUCAGCUGGAUGCACUCAAUCCCAACAUAAUAAUUGUCUACAACGAGGUGUAUCUGUAUGUGUUAGAGAGCUAUCAACUGGAGCAGGCGCAGGAUCAUGCGCCAAAUAACAAAGCCAAACGCCUGAGCAGAUCCAGUCGUGCCGUGGAGUCAACCAAACUGCAGAGCUAUCGCCUCAAGAUGAGCCUCACUCGUCAGCAUCUGGCUCAGGUGUGCCGUCUCAGCCCCAAAGAACUGGUCACAAUUGGUGUGCAGACGAAAAAUCUAUUGGCACCUUUACCGCCGCCCUUCCAGCGGAAGAUGUUUGGCGCCUCGUAGUUGGACUGACCCGGAGGAGCAGCUCUGCCCACAGUAGUACCUAGUUAUGUUGUAAAUUACACAAAACCCGUUGUUCAUCAGUUUAUAAACUGCAUUUGAAGCACG
Molecule: messenger RNA, 2285 nt
Organism: Drosophila grimshawi
Lineage: Eukaryota; Metazoa; Arthropoda; Insecta; Diptera; Drosophilidae
Gene: l(3)72Dn
Product: U3 small nucleolar RNA-associated protein 4 homolog
Exons: 3
Coding region: 99-2180 (693 amino acids)
Biological process (GO): maturation of SSU-rRNA from tricistronic rRNA transcript (SSU-rRNA, 5.8S rRNA, LSU-rRNA)
Cellular component (GO): 90S preribosome; t-UTP complex; small-subunit processome
Molecular function (GO): protein binding; RNA binding
Source: RefSeq, a predicted model, not a curated record